CAACACAGUACACCUAGAGUCCAGAUAGCAUCUGGCCUCGAAUUAUGCCAAGGGGGGAGGAAAGAGACAACCAGUGCAGACUAGUUGCAUGCGCCUAUUACCGAGACCUAUUACCGAGAAUUGCGGUAGUAUUAUUUUCAUCAUUGUUCUACUUCCCCGACACCCGGACAGAUAUCAUGCGGCCAUUUUUUAAGAGACCGUCCUGGGCAACUAGAGGAGAUGAAGAACUGCCCUCUGAUUUCUAUCGCCGCUCAGAACAAAUAUACACAGACAUUGUGGCAGCGAAUAGGGGUGCAUCAUUGCUUUCAAUUGAUGCAUCUUCAUCAGAGCACAGCAAAGAAGUUAAACGUCGUUGUAUUUCCCCUAAUAGCCAAGAAUCGUCAUAUCUGAAGCCAACUCGUGGCGUCCGAAAUUUGCUAUUAGAAGGCGAUGAAAUGAAAGUUCAUGAUGUUUCUGUGCUCAGUGAUUCUCGAUGCAAUGAAUCAGCUGAUCUUAAAGGAUACAAAUCCCACUUGCCGGAAGCAUUGCUCAGAGUCCAUGGGGAAGUGAGCGAGCCCCGCAAAGACACCCCAAACCUGAAUCAACCUGCUGGAUUCCGCACUAGCCCACCACAGCCCGUACAAGAAGAUACUGCCGUCCAAAUACUUAUAACAUCCGAGAUUGAGAAUACAAAGCCGUUAAUCAUUCGUCGAAAAAUAUCUCAAUGCUUGAAGGAUGUUCGCCUGGCUUGGUGUAAAAGGCAAAACGUGCCAGAGGAAAUGCAGUCGUCUGUGGUCUUGACCUGGAAGGGAAGAAGGCUGUUCGAUGUUACAACCUGCAAAAGCUUGGGAAUCCAUAUGGAACACAACCGCCAUACUACACCAGGAAUAGACAACAAUGAUGAUAGCAGUCUACGAGUGCACAUGGAAGCUGUCCUGGAGGGCAAUAUAUUUCAGUCUAGUAAUCGACGAAAACCACCUGACCCCAGGGAUGAAAUAGCUUCCCAAUCCGGCGGCGUCGAGCCUGGCCAACUGGGUACACAAAUAAGGGUUAUAUUGAAAUCCCCCGGACUGGAUGAACUUAAGAUCAAAGCUAGACCAAGGACACAAAUAUCACGGCUUACAGAAGCAUUUCGAGAUGCACAUCACAUUUCGGCGGAACAUGAUGUUUAUAUUCUAUUCGACGGUGACCGCUUGCAGCCUAACACGUGCCUUGAGGACCAUGACAUUGCAGAUCUAGAUCUGCUUGAUGUUCAAAUUAAACAGAGCAUAUAG
Monascus purpureus is the source of this 1253-nucleotide messenger RNA. NCBI's taxonomy places the organism in Eukaryota, Fungi, Ascomycota, Eurotiomycetes, Eurotiales, Aspergillaceae. The record is from the annotation of a GenBank genome assembly.